Lactuca sativa (garden lettuce) is the source of this 1304-nucleotide messenger RNA. RefSeq names its product RING/U-box superfamily protein. NCBI's taxonomy places the organism in Eukaryota, Viridiplantae, Streptophyta, Magnoliopsida, Asterales, Asteraceae. The record is from RefSeq and is a predicted model, not a curated record.
AUUUGCUUGUCCUGUUAGGUUAGCCUGACCCGUUGGUUAACCGACACCGAUCUCUCUUUCUAUAUUCAUCGCUUUCGAUUGCGGUGAAGAGAUUGCGUUUGGUACUCCUGUUGUGUUCUUCCUGUUGUCUCUCUGAAAUCAAUCAUCGCCCCAAAGAAUUUUUGAUUCAUUCCCUCUUUCAUUCACCUUAACAAUUUGCUUCUUCAAAACCCUAGUUCAUGGACAACUCCAAAGACCAAGGCAGCAAGAUCGCCAACACCGAUGAAAACCCUAGCAGCAAUACUCAAUCACCUGUUGAUUCUUCCCUUAUUCCUGCUGCCACUGUAGAAAAUGGCAAUCCAAACCGCCCUUCUGCGGCUCCUAGAACUCCCUUUACCAAUCUAAGUCAGGUCGAUGCUGAUCUUGCCCUCGCUCGUACACUACAAGACCAGGAAAGGGCAUAUAUGAUGUUGAGAAUGAAUGGCGAUGGGAGUGACCAUGAGAGUUGGGAAACAGGAAGUUAUGUGCAUGAUGAUGAUGAUGAAUUUGAUCAUCACAACAGUGAAUACGAGGGUUCUGAAGCCAAUGAGGAAGAAGAAGAUGCAUUUGAUGUCCAUGCUCAUCUUGAUCUUGGAUCUGGAGAGGAGGAUAGAGGUAACCACGGUGUUGAAUUAGAUCCUGCUUCUUUCCCAGAUGAUGAGUCAUAUGCAAGAGCUUUACAAGAUGCUGAAGAUCAAGAAAUGGCUGCUAGAUUAUUGGCCCUCACUGGCAUACAUGAAAUGGUUACAGAGGAAGAUGAUGAUAUUGAUGAUCACGGUGGUAAUUCUCAGGGUACAUGGGAUGAUGUUGACCCAGAUGAACUAUCAUAUGAGGAAUUACUUGCACUUGGUGAAGUGGUGGGGACAGAAAGCAGAGGGCUCUCUGCUGAUUCAAUUUCUUCUUUGCGCUCAGUAGUAUACAAGAUCCAGAAUAAUCAAAACGGAAGCAGUGAUACAUGUGUUAUUUGUCGGUUAGAUUAUGAAGAUGGGGAAAACUUGAUCUUGCUGUCUUGUAAACACUCUUACCAUUCUGAAUGCAUAACCAACUGGUUACAAAUCAACAAGGUGUGCCCUGUUUGCAGCACGGAGGUGUCAACAUCAUCCGGAACUGGAACCACAGGCUGUUGACUCGGAUGAUGAAUGAAUUGAUGGAUGGUUUUAUCUUUUUACUAUUGUGUGAAAACUGAAAAACACCAGACCAUAAAUAAUAUGAUUUCUGACAAUUGUAUUGUUUGUUACUUGUUAGUUAUAUAUUAUAAUCUCUAUAUAAUAUGCUGUAGUUGGUUA